AUGGAAAUCACAGUAGCGGCCCUCGAGGGUCAGGUGUGCGAUGAUCUCAAAAAGCACACGAUGGGCUUCGACUACCUGGAUCUUCAGACCGGAGCAAUAAUCACUGGUGAACUCGACGGCCUAAAGAAGCUUUUCAACGCUCUGAGCCCCGCAUUGCAGAAGGUCACUUCGAUCAAGGCAGCGCUCUGGCUCACACAGAUGACCCAAAAUUGUAUCAGUCAGGGUCACACUCCGCCAAAGCUUAUCGGUGACAAACCACUGUCCCAGGCAGAGUGGAAGAUCUACCAAGAUGCUCUACCCGAAUGUACAUGUCACCAAGCAACAGGUCUGGGAAUCGACGAACUACGUGACGAACUUGCCGCACAGGUGCUAGUCACGCUGGAGUCUUUCUGGACGAACAGACCAACCGAUAUAGAGGAGCUCAGAGCUGUCAAGCAAAAGCUGGCAAAUCUUAUGACAGUGCUUUUAAAAUCAGAAGCGAAGGCGAAGGCGUUCGAAGCCGCGCUCUCAGACGAAAAGCGCAAAGUAGAGGAGCUGGAGCUGAGUCUGAAAAUGGAUGAAGGCAGUUUUGCUGCAAAGGAAAGAAUAUUGAACGACAAGUAUCGUCAGCUUUCGAAGGGCUAUUACACCAACGUCGAAAAGUUAGUCAAAGAGCGUGUGUACGACGAGGGGAUGAAGCAUAUUGACUCAGGUCAUAAAGUUCAUGUAAUGGCUUUGCAGCACGCUAGAAUGCUUAAAGAGAAAGAGGUGCUAGAAGCCAAGAUGCUGGAGGGAGACCAAGAGAAAGUGCUACUGAGACGGACGAAAUUGGAACUAGAGAGGGAGUACAGGAAGCGCGACGAUCAGGCAAAUGCUCUGCAACAAGGCUACGACCAACUCAACAACGAGAACCAGGUUCUCCAGACUGAGAAGGCUGUACUUCAGACCGACUACGAUGAGUUGAAGCGAGAGUACGAGAAGCUAUCAAGAGAACCCACAUCGGGCCCCAUGCCGCAUCACGAGAGCCAACCAGCAGUCUCAAAGCCACAUAUCCCCGAUACAGCUGCGGUGUUCGCUCGUCAAGUCGCCGAGCUCCAACACCUAGACGGGCUUGCAACCAUCUGGCAGAACACUCUAGACACUGCGACUGCCGAUGUAAACGACUCUAAGGAUAAGAAGAAGGCACUCGAGGGCAAGGUACAAGAAGCUGAGCAAGCAUUGAAAGAGUUGAAGCCUGCGCCAAAGUCGAAGCCUUCUCGCGCGUCAAGCACCAAGACCGGAUCUGAGGACAGUCGCGCAGCAGAGCCAGCGGCCGUCGAUGGCGCAUGGACUGGUCGAGUUGUUGUUCAGUCGUCUGUCAACCCACCUGUCACACUGCGCAAGGUCCCUCGCGUCGCAGAAGCCUUUCCUGCACUAAGCUCCCCAGCAGUACCCAAAACUACUCCGUCAACCACUUGGAAAAGUCUUCGUCUCGUCGACACACCGAAGGAAGAGAUCAGAGGCGCUUUGAAGAAGUCUGGCUAA
This is a messenger RNA of Alternaria infectoria, 1503 nucleotides long. RefSeq lists its product as uncharacterized. Bases 1 to 1503 code for a protein of 500 amino acids. The record is from RefSeq and is a predicted model, not a curated record. The transcript has a single exon. Lineage: Eukaryota; Fungi; Ascomycota; Dothideomycetes; Pleosporales; Pleosporaceae.